AUUCAAUUCCACGCAGAUAAGAGCAAAUAAGUAAUUUUAGACUGUAAAAAGUUAUAUAGAUCUUAGUCACUAUACACACUAUAUAUAAAGGCCUAGGAAAGUUAGAAUUUUAAAAUUCUUGAGACUUAUAUUUUACUUCAUGCUUUAGCCAACAAGUAGGCACUAUUCACUUCUUCAUUCUUUCGCGCACCUGUUGAGCGGUGAACCAGAUGAAGCGUGGCACCUAUUUAUUGUGUAAUGGUGUGAGUUAAACAUUUUGUAUAGAAGGUUUUAAGAUGAACUUAUUUGAGGUAUUUGGAACUUAUUCAUCUUUUAUUUUCAUCCUUUUGUUUGUAACUCGCGUGGAUAUAUCUAAUUGUAUUGAACCGGAUAGUGCAAGCUCACAAUAUUCAACUUUUUCGCUAGAAAAGGAGGCUAUUCAACAUUUCUUGAGUGUUUCCGAUAUAUUAGUAACUAAGGAUGAUUUACAGCUUUCUAUAUCAAGAGGUUGGUGGGAUUUGGCUAAGCAGUUAGUUAGGAGAACUCAUGAGCAAGAUAUUGACUUGAGCUCUACAGUUCGUGCCUCCACCUUAAUUAUAAGGAAACAUCUUGAUGAAUUAGUAAGACUCCUCAAUAAACGACAUGCUGAAAUUGCAUUACUGUCUCCAGCUUUUCAGUGGGCUCAAUCUCGUGAUUUUAUAUUCUUAAAUAUUAAAUUUACAUAUAGAUGGAAUGCUCCGGGAGCUCUUAAGGUAGAAAAUGAGGUAGUUUCAAUAACUAACAAUACAUUCUAUUUUUCAGCCCUGGGAUCUCAUUCACAAGAGAUGAAAAGAUAUGAACUUAAGCUCGAACUAUUUGAUGAGAUAGAUGCCGAUAAGUCUGAAUGGACUUUUGGAUCUGUUGGGAAGUUAACAUGUACCCUAGCUAAAAAAGAAUCCAAUGUAAAGUGGCCUAGACUACUCAAAGAUCAAAAUGAAAAGAUCCCUAAUAUGCAUAUCUGGUGGGAAAUGAAGGAGAAAUUUGAAGAUGAUUUUAAAAUUUCUACAAAUAAUGAUACAUUAUUGCAGAAUAGCACUCAGAUUGUAGCUAACUCAACAUUAUCUUCUAAUAUAACGGACCCCACUUUUCGUGAGGAAUUGUAACUAUAUUACUUAUAUUUAAGGAGUAUUAAUCUAGAUCCUAACUU
This is a messenger RNA of Cryptosporidium muris RN66, 1165 nucleotides long. Its product is annotated as CS domain-containing protein. NCBI's taxonomy places the organism in Eukaryota, Apicomplexa, Conoidasida, Eucoccidiorida, Cryptosporidiidae. Gene Ontology annotation, cellular component: cytosol; nucleus. Gene Ontology annotation, biological process: protein folding; chaperone-mediated protein complex assembly. The transcript has a single exon. Gene Ontology annotation, molecular function: Hsp90 protein binding; protein-folding chaperone binding. Bases 276 to 1121 code for a protein of 281 amino acids. The record is from RefSeq and is a predicted model, not a curated record.